UUUCUCUCCCGGGUCGCGUUUUCCUUCGCAAUGGGUGCCCGGCAUCGUACGAAAGCUGUAUAAGAACUGGUGCUAGAGUUCACAGGACCUAUCCUCGAGCCCCUUUUGCGCCUGGUCUUGUCAGCCAAAGUGUCUCUACUGACCUCCUUCAUUCGUUGACCGUGUCACAUUUAACAGCCGACAUCUGCUCAUUACAGAAAUCAAGUGGGAGACCGCUCUGAAAUAAAUCAGCGAAGCUCUUGUAAUAAUUGACAAUUCACGCCUUCAGCCAACACUCCUCCUAGCUACCUACUACCACCACCAAGAUGGCAGGUGACACCCCAACGCCCUCCGUCGCUGGCGACAGCAAGCCGCUCCCGAAGCGUCCCGGCACUUCAGGCACCGAGAACCUCCUCAAGACAAACCGCCGCCAGGCUUCGGAUAACUACCAGCGCGCCCAGCGCGCCGAGCGGGCCUACCGCGCAAAGAAGCGCGCCACCGCCGCCCGCGCCGACCUCUCGGACGCAAAGACUCACUACGCUGAGUGCUUCAAGCACCUCACCCGCGGUCUCGCCGUCACCAUCUCAGCCGUCAAGUCGCUCCCCUAUGUCUUUGACGAGCGCCAGGAGGCUGCCCGCCAAAAGGCCGAGGUCAAGAAGAAGCAGCGCGCCCUUGAGAAGAAGAAGAAGCUCGAGGAGAAACUUGCCCGCGAGACGGCCGAUGCAGAGGCCGAGUCCACGCCGGCCGAGGGUGCCGAGGAUGCUCCCGCCGAGGAGAAUGCCGCCUGAUGGACCCUUCCUCCGCACGGUUGAGGUGUCUUGAGGCCUGGCGUCUUCGUCUUCCAUUUUGCGGCUCCCUCUCCGGAACGACACUGCCGCCUUCCUCCUUCGUGUUGGCGUGACGUGACCUCUUGUUCGUUUCACGCACAACAAUAAUCGCAACUCUCCCUUCAGGCAUACUCGCCAUACGUCCCUCCCAGGGCACCCCACACUCAUUUUCAC
This is a messenger RNA of Colletotrichum destructivum, 980 nucleotides long. RefSeq lists its product as uncharacterized. The transcript has a single exon. The record is from RefSeq and is a predicted model, not a curated record. Bases 306 to 767 code for a protein of 153 amino acids. NCBI's taxonomy places the organism in Eukaryota, Fungi, Ascomycota, Sordariomycetes, Glomerellales, Glomerellaceae.